ACAUUGUAAUUGAAUUUAUAUACAUAUAAAGCAACGACAAUAUAUUCAUGAAAUUUCAUUUGGUGAAAUGUAACCUUGCAUUUAAUCAAGCGCUUGACGGACGAAAGAUUUAAUAUCGUCUACUUAACCUAGAUGCUCAUGCUGACGAAAAAAUGUUUGCUGCUUAAUGGUCUGGCCAAGGUUACUGCUAAGAUCAUCAAGAGUUGUACAGAAGCUCAAAGCAAGGGCACACAUUCCCUGCUUUCAGGGGACACAGACAAGGUUCUCAACAAUGAAUGAAGACUUUCCACCAACUGUCACCAAAUCACUGAAUGACAAGAGGAAUUACAGGUUCAUCGUACUGGAGAAUGGCCUGAGGACGCUGUUGAUAUCUGACCUAGAUGGGGAAGAAGAACCCCCGACAGAAGAUGGACCUGAAUCCAAAACUGAGUCAAUGUCGACGUCUGCCUCAGAGAGUGAUGGAAGUGAUGUAGACGAGGAUGACAUGGAAACUGAAGAUGAGAAGGCUGCAGAGAAAAUGUCCGCUGCAGCCUUGUGUGUGGGUGUGGGAAGUUUCUCAGAUCCAGAUGACAUACAGGGCUUAGCUCAUUUUCUGGAGCAUAUGGUGUUUAUGGGCAGCAAGAAAUAUCCCAAAGAGAAUGCACUUGACAGCUUUAUGGCAAAGCAUGGUGGAUAUGAUGGUGCCAACGCCUACACAGACAAUGAGAGGACGUGUUUCUACUAUGAAAUUGAGCGAGACUAUUUCAGCAAGUCUCUUGAGAUAUUCUCACAGUUCUUCCUGCACCCAUUGUUCCUGCAAGAUAGUGUUGACAGAGAAAUACAAGCAGUGGACUCAGAAUUUCAGGAGUGCGUGCCAUCAGAUGAGGAUCGACUCAACCACAUUAUGACUCAGACAGCAAAGCCUGGAAAUCCUAUGAGGAAGUUUCAUAUGGGUAAUUUGAAGAGCUUGAAGACUUUACCAGAAGAGAAACGAGUGAAUGUGUACAGUCGACUACGGACCCACUUUGACCGAUACUACUCGGCCCAGUACAUGACCCUCGCCUUGCAUUCAAAACAUAGUCUGGACACAUUGGAGAAAUAUGCAAGAGAUUUCUUUACAGACAUUCAUAAUAACAAAGAAGCAAAACUCUCAUUCCAUAAUUUUAAGGGUGCGUUUGACACUGAUGAUUUCCGAAAGCUGUACAAAGUGAUUCCUGUGACAUCCACACACAAAGUGUACAUCACCUGGCCUCUACCACCCACACAACAUCUGUACAGGGUCAAGCCGCUGGAGUACAUUGCCACUCUGAUGAACCACGAAGGAGAGGGCAGCAUCUACUCGUAUCUAAAAAAGAGAAACUGGGCAUAUGGAGUGCUAGGAGGGAACUCUGGAGAGGGGUUUGACCUGAACACCACAUGGUCGGGGCUGGAUAUAUGUGUCACCCUGUCUGACACUGGGAUACAACAUGUGCAUGAGGUGAUUGCUGCAGUGUUUGAAUACAUUGAUCUGAUGAAGAGAGCUGGACCAUUGGAAUGGUUCUACAGAGAAGAACAAACAGUGGAAGAGAACAAGUUCAGAUGGAUAGAGAAGGGUGACCCAAUAGACAUUGUCUCGAAGGUUGCUGACAACAUGCAGUUGUACCCACCCCAGGAUUUCCUCACAGGAAAUAAACUUUUCUUCCAAUAUGACCCUCAGGUCAUCAUUGACUGCAUGGAGCACCUCACUGUUGACAACUGUAAUGUGACAGUACUCUCGAGCAAUUUCACCGAGUCCGAAUGCAGCAAGACUGAGUACUGGUUUGGUACCAAUUACAGCAUGGAAGAUAUCACUAUGGACAUGAAGAGACAAUGGACAGGUGGCAUUUCCAAUGGAGAGCUUUACUUGCCAAAGCCAAACAGCUUUAUAAGUUCGGACUUUGACUUGAAAGAAGUACCACCCGCAGACCUGACCCAGUUCCCUGUGCUGAUCAACUCUCUUUCUCAGGCCAAACUUUUCUAUAAAAAGGACACUAAAUUUAAUGUGCCAAAAGGAUAUGUAAAAUACCAUCUAAAAAGUCCCAUGGUGUAUGAAAGCCCCAAAAGCCUGGCGUUGUUCAACCUGUUUGUGGCGAUACUGUACCAGAACAUAUCAGAGCCCACAUACCCCGCCCUCCUGGCUGGAUAUGAGAUUACCACUACUUCAGACAGCACACAGACUGGUCUGAUUCUAGCGGUUGAUGGCUUUGACAACAAACUCAAGGAGGUGCUGAUACUGGUGGUUGAUCUGUUGGUCCACUUUUCCUGCACCGACGACAUGUUUGAAUCCAUCAAAGCUGAGCAAAAGAAAGGCUAUCAUAACGCCAUCAUUAAGCCAGAUGAAGUGGCCAAGAUGCUGCGAUGGGUUUUGACUGAACCCCACUACAUCACCCACAUUGAUAGAUACCAGGUGAUAGACAGCCUUACCAGAGCUGAUCUCAUGGAUUUUGUGGACCGGUACCUUCGUAAUCUGGUCAUAAAAAGCCUUAUUAUGGGAAACUACUCUAAACAGGAAGCUAUCGACAUACACAACAUGGUACUGUCUAAACUUCCCCAACAGAAUCCCUUGGAGGAAACUGUCUUCCAGACCCAUGACUUGGUCCACAAGCUGCCUCAGUCCAGCCACUACUGCCAGGUGCCCAGCCUGAACCCCGAGGGAACCAUCUCAUGUAUUGUCAACUACUACCACAGCCGUCCGGGCGAUCUCAAGAAAACAUGCCUCAACAGCCUUCUACAGACCCAGCUUUCUGAGCCUUGUUUUGACAGACUGCGUACCAAGCAGCAGCUUGGCUACACGGUCAUGUGUGUGAACUACCUCACUUACGGCAUAAUGGGAUUUGGCAUCCUUGUGGAGUUUACAGCCAGCAAAUUCAGUAUGCGCUAUGUGGAUGAUCGGCUCGAGGAGUUCAUGAAGGAGAUGAGACAGCUGCUGGAGAACACGACUGACGAAGAGUUUGAAGAACUGAUCGAGUCAGAGAUUACCAGUCGUAUGAUAGAGGACACCUGUCUGGAGCAAGAAGUGGGUCGAUACUGGCACGAGAUCACAAACAACUCCUAUGUGUUUGACAGGCACUUGAAAGAGAUAGAGAUAUUGGAAGACUUAACCAAAGAGGAUAUCAUUGAUUGGUUCACUGCAGAGUAUUCUGGAGAGAACACGAAGAAGCUGAGUAUACAGGUUGUUGGAAAACAAAGUGCGUGCUUCACCAAUGGCAACUUUCCAGAUGAAUCAGAUCACACCAUCAAACUUCUGAAGGACCCUGAACAGUCUGCCACGCCUAUUGAAGAUAUAAAUGAGUUCAAAGCACACCUGCCCCUUCAUCCGUACACUUGUGUAUAAAAUGGAUUAGUUUAAACAUAUCUGUUUCCAGGGUAGAACCAUUACUUGGUGUCUUAGAUUGUUAUGAUAUAGAAAAUUUGUUUUAAUUUUUGUAACAGAAAUGUAAAAUAGGGUUUUACAGUCUUGAGCAGGAAAAUAAUUGAUUUCUAAAUUACGUCUUGGAAUGAUCUAACAGCCCAUAAUUAUACCCCCAUUACCAUUGGUAAUGGGGGCUAUAUAGGAGUCACUUUGUCGGUCGGUCCGUCAGUCGGUCUGUCUGUCUGUCCCGAAAUUUUAUUCGAUCUUCACCAAACUUGGUCACAAGUUGUAUCUAGAUGAUGUAUAGGUCAAGUUAAAUUAUGGGUCAUGCCGUGUCAAAAACUAGGUCACAAGGUCACUUAUUGUGUUUUUAACCGAAAGUUUUCCGGACCAUAACUAUGUCAUUUAUUGUUAGAUUUUAAAAUAACUUGGUACAUUUAUUCACCAUCAUAGGACGGUGUGUCGUGUGGAAAAAGUACAUCAACAUCUCAUAGGUCAAGGUCACACUUGGAGUUCAAAGGUCAAAUGCAUGUACGGGCCAUAACUUUAUCAUUUAUUGUGAGAUUUAAAAAUCAUCUGGCAAAUUUGUUCACCAUCAUUGGAAGGUGUGUGUGCGAAAGAAUUUUGUCGAUAUCGCCUAGGUCAAGGUCACACUUUGAGUUCAAAGAAAGGUCAAAUGCAUGUCCGGGCCAUAACUUUAUCAUUUAUUGUGAGAUUUUAAAAUCAUGUGGACAAUUUGUUCACCAUCAUUGGACGGUAUGUCACGCAAAACAAUUACGUCAAUAUCUCCAAGGUCAAGGUCACACUUUGAGUUCAAAGAUAAAAAAUGGCUAUAAAUGAGCUUGUCUGGGCAAUAACUAUGUCAUUAAUUGUGAGAUUUUUAAAUCAUUUGGCAAAUUUGCUCACCAUCAUUGGACAGUGUGUCGCGCGAAAAAAUUACGUUGAUAUCUCCAAGGUCAAGGUCACACUUUAAGUUCAAAGGUCAAAAAUGGCCAUAAAUGAGCUUGUCCAGGCCAUAACUAUGUUGUUCAUUGUGAGAUUUUAAAAUUAUUUGGCACAUUUGUUUAGCAUCAUUGGCCUGUGUGUCACGCGAAAGAAUUACGUUGAUAUCUCCAAGGUCAAGGUCAAACUUUGAGUUCAAAGGUCAAAAAUGGCCAUAAAUGAGCUUGUCCGGGCCAUAACUAUGUCAUUCAUUGUGAGAUUUUAAAAUCAUUUGGCACAUUUGUUCACCAUUAUUGGAUGGUGUGUUGCGCGAGAGAAUUACGUCGAUAUCUCCAAGGUCAAGGUUACACCUUGAGUUCAAAGGUCAAAAAUAGCCAUAAAUGAUUUUGUCCGGGCCAUGACUAUGUCAUUCAUUGUGAGAUUUUAAAAUUACUUGGUAUAUUUGUUCACAAUCAUUGGACAAUGUGUCAUGUGAAAGAAUUACGUCGAUAUCUUCAAGGUCAAGGUCGCACUUGGAGUUCUAAAGUGAAAAAUGGCCAUAAAUGAGCUUGUCUGGGCCAUAACUACAGUGUAUGUCAUUCAUAGUGAGAUUUUUUUUAAUGACUCUGUACAUUAAUUUUGUUCACAGUUAUUGGACAGCGUGUCAUGCAAAAGAAUUCAAGAGUUCAAAGGUCAAAAUGGCCAUAAAUUAUAAUGGCAUAAUAAUUCUUAAAAAUUGCCAUUUAGAUUCUCUUGUUUUGUGAAGACAGCUUGCAAAAUAGUCUGUGUCAAUGCGGCAUGUGGGGGUAUACGUCACGUCUGUGACAAAGCUCUAGUUGUGGAAUGUUCUCCUCGUGCGCCUUGAAAGUAUGUCAUAGGUGCAUGUGUUUUGUUGAUUCCUGUGAAAAAUGGGUAGUGGCCUACAUAAAAAAUGACACUCAGACAGAUAGGGGUAGAACUACUUAUGAAGCCCAUGUUUUUCGCCUUUUGAACAGUUUUUGUGUUUUUUGUUAAACUGUAAAUUUAUUUAAUAAUGCUAACAAUAACAUUGUGUUGAUUCGUAUACAAAUUGGCCAUAUUGGUUGGAUCUUAACUUGUUGUAUUUCUGGUUUUGAAAAUUGCAAACCCUGAAAACAAUUUGUAUGCCCCCAAAGAAGGGCAUAUAGUGAUCGCACUGUCCUUCCGUCCGUCCGUCUGUCUAUCCGUCAUACUUUGCGUUUAGGUUUUGAAAAAUGCUCAUAACUUCUAUGUCGCUUCAGAUGUGACAUUUAUAUUUGGUAUGCAUGUGUAUAUUGAUAAUAAGGCCUUUCCAUACGCACACAAAUUUUGACCCCUUUGACCUUGACCUUGAACUUAAGGUCCGCAUUUAGGUUUCGAAAAAUGCUCAUAACUUCUAUCAAAGAGUUUAUGGAAGGCAUAGUCAUUCUAUGGAGACAGCUCUUGUUUGUUCAAUGUAAUAUGUGGAUCCAAAGUGCAUGUUGAAUUUAGAGUCUGAACAGUAGUAUUGGUUUCACAGUGUUAAGGUUACUAAAAAAUCAAGUACUAAUCAGUGUACCAUCUAACACCAUUUACCUAUCCACUAAACAGUGAGAUUUGAUUGAUAAUGUUCUUAACAAUUAAGGAAGCUUUGGAUGACCUUUCUCAUAAAAACGACCGUAAACUAUUAACGCAUGAAAUAAGUUGUGAUAAUUAAUAUGGUCUAUUUAAUGCUGUGUAUGAAAAUGGUGCUUGUUUUUUAACUUGGCUUUGUAAAUUUAUUGUCAUGAUGUAUAUAAAACCAAAGUUUAAUUAGGUCAAUAUGAGGUCUGUUGUUCUUACACACUUUAGUAAACAAGUAAAAUCUUGCUAGUGGUAAAGAAAUUCAAAAUUAAUUUUAUUGGUGUUAUUUAUGUAGCAAUUAAUUUGUUUGUCACAUUGUCGGCCAUUCAUUUAAUGCAUAACUUUCAUUCAGUGAAUGCAUAACUUACCCUUCAAUUAAAUCCUCUUUCUGUACAAACUUUUAUUUUAGUGGUAACGUUGAUAUUUAGUGUUAUGCCUUUUAUUUUCAUGUUUGAAUUAAGUGUGAUGUGAACAGUUAAUAAGUGUUUAUGCUCCCCCCCAAUAAAAAUUGGAGGAGCAUAUAGUCGCCGCUUCGUCUGUCCGUCCGUGCACAAUUUUUGUCCGGGCUAUUUCUCAGCAAUUAAUGACCGGAAUUCAAUGAAACUUUAUGGGAAGCUUCACUAUCAAGAGGAGAUGUGCAUAUUAUCAACCGGUUCUGGUCGGAUGAUUUUUCACAGAGUUAUGGCCCUUUGAAAUUUUCCAUUAACUGUACAUAUAGUGCAAUUCUUGUCAGGGCUAUUUCUCAGCAACUAAUGACCGGAAUUCAAUGAAACUUUAUGGGAAGCUUCACUACCAACAGGAGAUGUGCAUAUUACAUGUAUCAGCCGGUUAUGGUCGGAUGAUUUUUCACAGAGUUAUGGCCCUUUGAAAUUUUCUGUUAACUGUACUAUUUCUCCCCAACUACUGACUGGAAUACAAUGAAGCUUUAUGGGAAUCUUAACUCCCUUGAGGAGAUGCGCAUGUUAUUUGUGGAUUCUGGUUAGAUGAUUUAUUUAGAGAGUUAUGGCCCUUUGAAAUUUUUAAGUUGCUAAACCAUCCAUUGAAUUAUUUUGUCCAAUGUUAUGCCCCUCAAGACGUUUCCUUUUAUCUGAAUAUAUAGUGCAAUAUUGUGACAAAAAAAACUUUGGGGAGCAUCACCCUUUUCCGACGGUUUUUUGUUCAUUUACAUAUAAAAAGUGUGUUAAACCCCCCCCCCCCCCCCCCCAGAAAUGUAUUGUUUUUAAACCUGGCUGAUGUUAAAACUUUUUAAUUUACUAAAUAUUCAAAUAUUUAUUAAUUUUACUUAACUGUUUAUAUUUUAUUUUUGAAAUGUUAGGGUCUGAAACAAAUGCAGAAACAUGUUUUGCAUGUACCAGUAUAUGCCUUUAAAAAGAUUGGAGAUAUCAUAUGUCAACGACAGUUUAAUAAAAGACGUAUAUGCUCAGGCAGUACCGAUAUAGCGAUAGUAAUAACUUGUUUUUUGUAAGCCUUCGUUGGUUUACAUAAAUUUCUAAAUUUGAAAGAUAAUCAGUAUUAGUCCCUUCACACAAACAUUAAUGUUUACAAAAGUUUGCAGUAUUGGUUAUGUAUAGAAAUUAAAUAUCUUUUGAG
Dreissena polymorpha is the source of this 7459-nucleotide messenger RNA. Its product is annotated as nardilysin-like. NCBI's taxonomy places the organism in Eukaryota, Metazoa, Mollusca, Bivalvia, Myida, Dreissenidae. The transcript is spliced from 32 exons. Gene Ontology annotation, molecular function: metalloendopeptidase activity; metal ion binding. The record is from RefSeq and is a predicted model, not a curated record. Bases 167 to 3331 code for a protein of 1054 amino acids. Gene Ontology annotation, biological process: proteolysis.